Molecule: messenger RNA, 4035 nt
Organism: Musca vetustissima
Lineage: Eukaryota; Metazoa; Arthropoda; Insecta; Diptera; Muscidae
Product: DIS3-like exonuclease 2
Exons: 5
Coding region: 1-4035 (1344 amino acids)
Biological process (GO): mRNA catabolic process; miRNA catabolic process
Cellular component (GO): exosome (RNase complex); P-body
Molecular function (GO): protein binding; RNA binding; 3'-5'-RNA exonuclease activity
Source: RefSeq, a predicted model, not a curated record
AUGGAAUGUGACGAACAGAAACACAAUGACGACGGGAAGUUUAUAAACAAAGAGGAUAAACAACAGUUUGGUCACUGCCAAGCCGUGGCUUCUGCUGCCCAAAUGCCACAAGGUGCUACGGAAGAGCUUUUACAAAAUAUACAUGAAAAGUCGUCCAACAUUUUAAGUAAGUUAAAAGAGAAACGACUAAACUUGCAAAAUAAAGUAAAUGAUGGCUCUGUGGCUGGCAAUAGCGAUAGCAUUUCCAGACAAGUUUUGAAAGCGAUGAAAACUACGAAGGUUGCUGCUUCGGUUUCGGAGAGUAAAAGUCACAAUACAUGUACUAUUGAAACUAAAUCCUCUUCACAACAAACCUGCAACAAUACAUCCAAACAUGUGCCCCAUUCCAAUGGAGCUGUGCCCAAAGUGAUGGUUAAAACACCGACAGUAGGAAAUAAAAUUCAAAAAAAGAAAACGGCAACAACAAAUAUUGUAGAAUCGAAUGAUUCUACACCGAUAUUUACUCCGGAUUAUCUGGAUAGACACUCUAAGACAGAUUUGAAAAGCUUGGUCGAAGGAUUGCAGCUAUUAAUAACCAAUCUUACAGUUAAUGAUAACAAUUUGCAGAAGAAAGUUAAAAAAUUAGCUGGAGAUAUUGAUGUUUUAAAAGAAUUUCCCUUGUUCGCCACUAUUGGAAACAAUAAUCGUCCAUCAAUGUCAGUAAAAUCGACAAAUCGGUCUAGUAUGAAUUGCGAAAAGAUAGACGAGAGACCAGUGAAAAAAAAUAAUGAAGAACAACCUUGUACCAAUGAAAGAGCUGAAAAUUCGACGAGUCGUAAAAAAGAAAAACAAGAACAAAAAUCUAAGAAAUGUGAAGUAUCAAGUCCUAGGGAAGUGUUCUUAAAUUACAUAAACUCUUCUCUAUCGGAAUUUACUGGAGAAGACAAAAACGCCACUAAAGUAGUUUGUACAUCGGCUAACCUUGAUGAUCUGGAAAACUUUAGCCAUUUGCUUGUUCAGAUGGGAUUCGGAAGUAUAAUAGAAGGCGAAAUACGAGUUAACCGAAAAAACAAUAGACAAGCGUUCAUUUCAAUGAGCAAUGACAGGGAAACAGUAGAAAGAGAUGCCAUUGUUACGGUGCCUGCUGCGAGACAUUUCGCAUUUGAUGGAGAUAUAGUUAGAGCCUUUGUCUUCAAUACCAAAUCUAAUCUCGCGAAAUUUGGAUGUGUGGAAAAUGGUCGGACGAGAACAGAAUCUGUAAAUAUAAUGGGUGGCAAAGACAACUCAAUUUGCUUGACUGAAGAUGAAGACCCUCUUGCCGAAUGUGACUCUUCUCCCGAUACGGACGUCGAAGAAGAUAAUGCAACUGCAAUCUUACCUGACAAUUGCCGAAAAGCAUUUGUUAUAUCGAUAGUAAAACAAACGGAGUUGCGAGAAGUUGUUGGUUCCAUAAAUUUCAUAAAAACCACAACUUUAAAUUCAAAAGUGUAUUAUAAACUGAAGCCUCAUGACAUGAGAAUUCCUAUGGUCUAUAUACCCGCUGAUUCUUGUCAAGAUCAUGUAGAUGCUGCUAGCCAAGAUGACGUAGUUGGAAUGCUUUUCUUAGCCCUUAUAUUGGAAACUGACAUUAAUGGUAAUUGUAUAGGAGAAUUACUGCAACCUGUGGGAAAAGUUGGAAACUUGGAAGCGGAAAUAAAAGCAAUUUUGCUUCACAAUGGCCUAAAAAACUUGAAACCAUACGAUCAGAAGUUCUAUGACAUGUAUGAUGGACCUAUGCCACCGAUCACCGAAGAGGAUUUGAAGUAUAGGGAAGACUUGCGCAAAAAGUGUGUAUUUACAAUAGAUCCCUUAACUGCAAGAGACUUGGACGACGCUAUGUCUGUGGAGAAAAUAUCCGAAGAAGAAUAUGAAAUCGGUGUUCACAUUUCGGAUGUUUCGCAUUAUCUUGAAGAAGGGUCGGAACUAGACAAUUUGGUCAAAGAAAGGGCCACCUCUAUAUACUUAGUUAAUGAAGUAAUUCAUAUGUUGCCAACAUCGCUUUGUUUCCGUUGUUCUCUUUUGCCAGGAGAAGAUAAAUUUGCUUUUUCGGUCUUUUGGCAUUGGAAUGUAGCACAUCAAACGUUAUCCGAACCUAGGUUUACGCGAACGGUUAUCAAUUCAUGCUCACAAUUUGCCUACGAACACGCCCAGAUGAUAAUAGAUAAUCCUGAUGAGGAGUUCACCAACAGUGACCUACCGGAUAUAUUCAACGGUUUUACAACAAACGACAUAAAAUGGCGCAUAUUGUUAUUGCACUCUAUAUCGCAACAUUUGAAAACGAAGCGUUACGAAUCAGGUGCUUUGUCAAUAAAUAAUCCAAAGUUGAGAUUCAACCUAGAUCCUAUAACUGGCGAACCACUUUCGUAUGAAAUUGAAGGGCGCAAAGAGGCCAAUUAUUUAAUUGAAGAGUUUAUGCUUCUCGCAAACCAAGCUGUGGCAAAAUUCACCCAUGAGCAUUUUCCUAAUGCCGCUAUUUUGCGUAGUCACGCGCCCCCUCUGCAAAAAUCUAUGCGCGCUCUCAAAGAUCGAUUGGAAAAUUUGGAUUUGGAGUUUGACAUUAGUACGUCAAAGACUGUAUAUGAAAGUAUGAAACGACUUAGUCAGACUAGUGAAGAUCCAACAGCAAUUGAAGCCUGUCUUAAUACGUUUUUAACGAAACCAAUGGCUCGGGCUCGGUACUAUUGUAGUGAAGGUAAAUCAGCUGAGGCUGAUUUCUGGCAUUAUGCCUUGUCUAUACCAAUAUACACCCAUUUCACCAGUCCGAUUAGACGUUAUCCUGAUAUUUUAGUUCACAGAACACUUGCUGCAUCAUUGAAUUACUGCCCACCGCCAAAGCGAACGGCGGAAGAGCUGCACGAGUUGACCAAAAUUUGCAAUGAACAGAAAUUCAAUGCCAAAAAUGCAGGCGACGAAUCGAUUGAUCUGUUUUUCCAUCGCUAUAUACGUUCGAAAGAAUCCAUAACGCUCAAGGCUGCUGUCACAGAUAUAUUUAAACAUAUGUUAAAUGUUGUUAGUAUUGAAACGGGUCAUACUUUCACCAUUAAUUACAAACAACAGAAAGUUAUAAUAGACGCUACACAUGCACCAAAAUAUGUGCUGGUUUCAGAGAAAAACUCCCAGUUGCCUCCAGUGAAAUUGCAAAUAUUUUCCACGGUUGAUAUACGAGUAGUUUUGCGGGACAACAAGAAGUGUGCAUUCAUCAUUUCGCCUGACAAAACUCAAAGGCGUCUCAAUAGCAAGGAAUCUUCGAAGCUUCGUGAUAAAAAUGUACUAAACACCACUGCCAAUGGCGUUCAAAACAAUUCCAUACUUACAUCAGAGGGAUCCUCAAAGAAAAAGACUAAUAGAAAGCGGCGUGUAACAACACAGAAGAAGAUGAUUUUGUCAUUGCUACAAUGUCAUGCUUUGGCCAGACCUCAAUUUUUCCCGCAACAAUUCCCAGGCAUAGGAAAUAAUCGAAAUCCAUUCUUUCCAACGAAUAAUAACAAUCAAGGAAAUAUAGGCAAUAACAUUAAUCAAGGAAACAUUGGCGUUAACAAUGGGAUUUCAUCGACCACAGUUGCUCCGAAUACACCAACUACCGCAUCGCCACAGUAUUUGUUGUGUCUACAGAGUUGUCCAUCCACUAUGGAAUACAAUCCAAUAUGUGGUUCGGAUAAUAUAAAUUAUCACAAUAACGGUCGUUUAGUAUGUGCUCAAAGAUGUGGUAAAACGUUUCUUCUUAACUGUGCCUUUGCAUUUCCCGACUCACGAAAUCCAAAUUUGGAAUAUGAAAUCAUAAAUCCCAGUGCUCCACAGCUAAAUGAUAAACCAGCCUUAAACCCUAUACCCACAACCCCACAUCCAGUUAUAAUCAACACCCCACCAACACCUCCAAAGGAUUCGAAAAAUUUCGUGUAUAAUCCUGUAACUAAAACAUGGACAGAGUUGAAGAAAAAUGAUCCACCACCAGCUGAGGAUGCUCUUAUUUGGAACCAAAGUAACGAUAUAUGGUUAACAAUGGUAGCACGCAUAUAA